GCAAGACACUUUGAGGAGUAGCUGGAAGGUUGUGAGGUGAACUGUGGGUGCGAGGAAACCAGAAACGACACACACACACACACACACACACACACAACACAGAGGUUUAUUUACGCUGCUGGUCCCGUCCACGCUGCUUACACUUUCUGCCACUCCAGCCAAACAUGGCAAGACUACGGAGGAAAGCCUGUAUAGCUCUCUUUCUCUUCACGCUGUUCGUCUUUGGGACCAUGAUGGGACUGAGGACCCUGAAGCCCACUGACGGCUUCUCGGAUCUGGCUCCGGGCUUGGAGCUGCUGCCGAUGAUAGGGGGGAAGAUGGACCGGCGCUCCGUGUCCCGUGACGCCACCGCGUCCCCGGGUCAAGCCCGCCCGGCUGGCAGCAACACCAAAGCAGUUUUGUCCAACUCCGGCCCCGAAGGGACUAUAUUUUAUGAUGUUCAUAUUUUUUACUACACCUGGUACGGUAACCCGCAUAUGGACGGAAAAUACAUUCACUGGGACCACAUCCUCGUUCCACACUGGGACCCCAAAAUCGCAUCCAGCUACCCGAGAGGGAGACACAUGCCGCCCGAGGACAUCGGGUCCAGUUUUUACCCCGAACUCAAUCCGUACAGCUCGAGGGACCCGGACGUGUUGGAGUCCCACAUGGAGCAGAUUGGAGCAUCUGCAGCAGGGGUUCUGGUCCUGUCCUGGUAUCCUCCCGGCCUGGCUGAUGACAACGGGGAACCUGCUGAAGAUUUGGUACCAGCUGUACUGGAUGCUGCAUAUAGACAUAACCUCAAGGUGGCAUUUCACAUCCAGCCAUACAGAGGACGAAACGACCAGAGUGUGCAUGACAACAUCAAGUAUAUCAUUGACAGGUACGGUGACCAUGGAGCCUUCUACAAGUUCACUUCCAGCACAGGGAAGAGUCUUCCUCUAUUUUAUAUCUACGACUCGUACCUAACUCCACCAGAGUCCUGGUCUGAAUUUUUGACUCCCACUGGCUCCCACAGCGUGCGUGGCUCAGCCUAUGACUCCAUCUUCAUUGCCCUGAUUGUGGAGGAGCGCCACAAGCAUGACAUCCUCGCAGGUGGCUUUGACGGCAUGUACACUUACUUCGCUUCCAACGGUUUCUCUUUCGGCUCCUCUCACCAGAACUGGAAGGCCAUCAAAGCCUUUUGUGACGGCAACAAUCUCCUUUUCAUCCCCAGCGUUGGGCCUGGUUAUAUCGACACCAGCAUCCGGCCUUGGAACAACCACAACAUGCGCAACAGGGUGAACGGACGUUACUACGAGACGGCCCUGCAGGCAGCACUCAAUGUGAGGCCAGAAAUGGUCACCAUCACAUCUUUUAAUGAAUGGCACGAGGGGACGCAGAUAGAGAGGGCGGUACCCAAAAAAACAGUGACCCGUGUGUACUUGGACUAUCAGCCACAUGGACCUGAUCACUACCUGGAGCUGACCCGCCGCUGGGCAGAGCAGUUCAACAAAGAGAAGGAGCAGUGGCUCAUGUGAGCUUUUCAUCAAACUGACUUGAAACGGCAUGCUCUAGUAGUGGAAGUGUCUGUACACGCGAAAGAGAAAGAACAAAAGGGAGUGAAUGUAGAGUGACCAGUAUAGAUUUGAGUGCAUAAGGAUGUGCUUUUACCUUUAAUUGACCGGCUUUGAGACUUCCUGUGAGUGAGUGCAUUUGUGCACAGAUGCUGAUCUGCAAGAAUAGAUCCUGUGUUGGUGGUGUGACUGUCUUAAAGUUUUCAGGUAAAGCAGCAUUAAAGGGUUAUUCUUGGGAAUUUCCAUUGACAGCCCAGACUUCUGAAAUGCUCUGUAGGGUGGUCCCUGACCUCUAUUCAUUUAAUGAUUUUCUCAAAUACGCUUGUUACCUAAGAAACUCCUGCCUGAGAUAUUCAUAAAUACUGUAACCAUGUAAAGGCCUCAUUUCCCUCUCUGCAGUUACAUAAUAGAAUUGAUUUACAAAAGCAAGACACUUUCAUGGUUUUGCUUUGAUCCACAAGACUCUCCAAACAGAAUGAGACACUAAUCUUUAUCUUUCCUUUUUCCCCGCUUCAGAGAGCUCAUUGAAAUGGUGUUUUAAAAGCUGUGAG
Morone saxatilis (striped sea-bass) is the source of this 2086-nucleotide messenger RNA. Its product is annotated as glycoprotein endo-alpha-1,2-mannosidase-like protein. The record is from RefSeq and is a predicted model, not a curated record. Gene Ontology annotation, molecular function: alpha-mannosidase activity. The coding region runs from base 165 to 1499 and encodes 444 amino acids. Gene Ontology annotation, cellular component: Golgi apparatus. Lineage: Eukaryota; Metazoa; Chordata; Actinopteri; Moronidae. The transcript is spliced from 4 exons.